This is a messenger RNA of Helianthus annuus (common sunflower), 1096 nucleotides long. RefSeq names its product myb-related protein 308. Lineage: Eukaryota; Viridiplantae; Streptophyta; Magnoliopsida; Asterales; Asteraceae. Bases 54 to 971 code for a protein of 305 amino acids. The transcript is spliced from 3 exons. The record is from RefSeq and is a predicted model, not a curated record.
UCAUCAAACACUCCCCAACCAUAUUUACAAUCAUACAACAUUUUUGUUCCAAAAUGGGAAGAGCCCCGUGUUGUGAGAAGGUCGGGUUGAAGAGGGGAAGGUGGACAGCUGAAGAAGACGAGAAGUUAAGUAACUACAUUAAAGUUCAUGGCGAAGGGUCGUGGAGAUCUUUACCAAAAAACGCGGGAUUAUUGAGGUGCGGCAAGAGUUGUAGAUUAAGAUGGAUCAACUACUUGAGAUCGGAUUUAAUAAGAGGAAAUAUAUCUAAGGAAGAGGAACAACUCAUAACCAAUUUACAUGCUUCUUUAGGUAACAGGUGGUCUUUGAUAGCUGCCCACUUGCCUGGGCGAACAGACAACGAAAUCAAGAACUACUGGAACUCGCACCUUAGCCGGAAAAUCCUACCGUCACGACGACCUAUGAACCCACCGGCUAUAGCCAUCGCACCCACCGUAAACAAACAAAAAGGCAGAACCAGCCAGUCCACCAUGAAGAUCAACAAAGCUUAUAAUAGAAAGUCCAAUGUAACCAAUCAUAACAUGGUUCAAUCAACCAAACCACCUACAAAACAGCAAACCAAGGCUGACCCAUGUGCCACUAGUAAUGAAGACGAGAUGCUAUGCUUUAUCGACAGUGUUAUGGACCUGGAUAUGUUAACCGCGGUUGAGGAUGGUGGUUCGAAGGGAGCUAGUACUAGUGAGCCCAUGAGUGAUGUAAUUAGUGAAGGAAAAGAAACCUUAGAAACUGUUAUUAGUGAGCAAGUGGAUCAGGUUAUUGGCCCAAGCCCAUCAACUACAGGUUCAAUUGAUGAUUGGAAUUGGGAUUUUGAUUUUGAUUUUGAUUUUGAUGUUGAAGAUAGUGUGAUAGAGUUUGGAGGUGAGGAAGAUGAUAACAUAUUAUCAUGGCCAUGGGAUAGCAUAACACCAGAUAAUAAUAAUUUUCUAGGAGUAGGUGAGUCGGGUCUUUGUUAAUUAAUAGCUAGAGUCUAUUCUACAAGUAUGUUUAUGUAUGUAAUUGUAGAAAUUAGCCCUUAAUAUAUAUACAUAUACAUGUAUCAUAUUCACGGGUAUGUAAUAAUCAAUAUAUAUAUCACAUG